AUGCACUUACUCCAAGAUGCAACCUCCCUGUCUCUCGGACACCCGAAAGCACGGCUGUCGCCUCCUGGCCACAACGCUAGAGCUGCUGGCUGGCUCUCUGGCUGGCUGGCUGGCGACGCUGGAGCUGCGGAAACCGGAGCUGCUGCACCAGAGCCACAGACUCGUCAAGAUUUAAAGUCUCACUGGGGAAUGAACUCUGAGCCAGGGCUCGCACUCGAACACCGAUCACCAACUGCUGAGCCGACGGUGCCGAUGGGGACGAGUACGGGCCAGGCGUUGGGCUGGACGGGGGGGAUGGGAUGGGAUUCGGCCAUGCGAGGGAGCUCACGAGACCAUGCAACGCUAGCGAGGCGAAUUUCCGCCCUCGCUAGAGCUUUAGCUGCAGCUCCAUCUCCAGCUCCAGCUGCCGCCGCUGCCUUGAAUUCGCGUCUGUACAGAAGCGCAGCAAUGAGUACGAGGACUCGCCUGGAACGCUCCCCCCAACGUUCGCCCCCGGGCCCUCGGAGGAGCGCUCCUCGUCCGCAUCCCGUUUGCGGCGCGUCCGCCCGCGGCUCCAAGUCCGUGUUAUCCAGACGGUCUGCGACGAUGUCGCGGCCACUGGUCCCGGGACAAGGGGCCGCGGCCCGAGCGCGCUUCUUUAAUGGCGUCCUCGUCCCGCAGGGCGAGCACGCACGCCAUUGGCGCCAGCCUUGGCGGGACGAGCCGAUAGGCUGGGCCCGUCAGUGA
Messenger RNA from Marchantia polymorpha subsp. ruderalis, 726 nucleotides. NCBI's taxonomy places the organism in Eukaryota, Viridiplantae, Streptophyta, Marchantiopsida, Marchantiales, Marchantiaceae. The record is from the annotation of a GenBank genome assembly.